UUCAGAAAACUUGGCCUUGAAAUGGCCAGAAACACCGGAAACGGAACAUGAAAUCUUCCGAGACUCGGUAUGAAAAACUUCGUUUCCCAAAAGUCAAAGCGGCUGAUGCGUUUCCUUAACAACGCGAUGGAGCGGUGAAGCCUGAUUUACUUGGUAACAGAGUCCCGGUCGUACCGUCAAAUGUCCAGUCAACAUGAUGUAGCAGCAGCAGCAGCAGCAGCAGCUGGUGACAUGUCCCGACCCAAAGCUGUUGUACCAGACACGUCGGUUCAUCAAAAUGCCCGGGUGCGAACUGACGUCUCCCGAGUGUCCAGGUCAGAGCUGGAGGACCGGUUCCUGCGUCUGUACGAGGAGUCCUUCCUCUUCAAACAGCACAUCCAGACACAGGAAGACAAGAUCAAACAACUGGGAACUAAACUGGUGAAGCUGGUGAAGGACCGUGGACGGAUGGAGCAGCUGGCUGCAGGAGGGGCUCAGCCCGUCCCUGGAGUUCGAAACGUAGAGAUGGAGAUGGUGAUGGAGGAACUCCAGGAGAAGGUCAGGGGACUGCAGACAGAGAAUGAGGGGCUCAAACAGCGCCUGCUAGUGGCCAAACAGCAGUUGAUGAAUUCCCAGAACAGCAGGCCACGUCCAUACAAACACAUCCCACCCAGGGUGAACUCUGGGUUAAAGAGGAGAGACGACUCUUCACCUGUCAGUCAUGUAAGACCAGGUCUGGAGGAGACCAGGUCCAAGAAUCGGAAUCUAGAGAAUGUGAUAGAGUCUCAGCGGCGCCACAUAGAGGAGAUGGAGGUGGAGUUUGAGCAGCUGCAGGUGGAGAUGAGGAGUAAGGAGGCGGAAUAUGAAGACCGACUUCAGCAGGUGCAACAGAUCAACAAACUCAGGUCCCACGUCAACGACAACGUGACGCAAAUCAAACUACAGAAGCUGCUGACGGACAAAUCCAACGCCGUCACUGAGCUGGAGGCUGAGCUCCAGGAGCACAAGCAGACCCUGAAGGCCGCCGUCCAGAAGUUGGACCACCUCUCUGAGCAGCUCAGACAGGAGAAGCAGAAGUGUCGGGAUCUGGAGACCCAGCUGCAGGUCUCCAGCAGCAGGCUGGAGCUGCUGCCGCAGCAGCUGAGUGAAGUAGAGCAGGAGAGAGAUCAGCUGAAGGAGAGCUACAACAAACUGAUGGACAGCAUCUUUGACACGUCUCAGCAGCAGAGGUGGCAGGUCCAGGAGCAGCAGCUGAAGCUCCAGAUCCUUCAGCUGGAGACGGCUCUGAAGGCCGACCUCCACGACAAGAACCAGAUCCUCCAGAGGCUGAAGGCUGAGCGGGAGAAUCAUGACAAACUGGUGGAAGAAAACAAGAAUCUUCAGCUUCAGCUCCUGGAGCAGAGAGAAGAAAACCGCUCACUGAUUGGUCGACUACAGUCCAACACCAAGGUGCAUGAACAUCGGACGGAAAGGAGUGAUCUUAGCUUCCUGGAGCAGGAGGAGGGAGGAGGGAGGAGCACCAGUACAGACAGCUGUGUCCAGGAGCUUGAGGCCGCACACGCUGAGACCAUCCUGGAGCUGGAGAAGGCCAGACACCUUCUGAUCACCGAGAGCAAGAUCAGCCAGGACUACAAGGUGGAGCUGGAGGCCAUGCAGCAGAAGAUGGACAGUGACAGAGUGAGCUACAGGCAGAAGAUGGACCAUCAGACCCAGCUGCUCCACACCAGCAACGCUAAGAUCAUGAAGCUACAAGCUCAGCUGAAGGAGAAGGUGUACUCCUCACCCAUCUUCAGAGCAGACCUCACAGGGGAGCACGGAGGAGAAGACUUGGACCAACCCCUGGGUCUGGAGUCUGGAGAAGCUCUGCUGGAGCUUCAGCUGGUCAGCGCCUCACUGUCUCCUGCUCUCCUCCACACUCUGGGGGACAGUGAACCCUACACCUUCUGCACCUACUCCUUCUAUCUAUUCAAGCUGCACUCCACUCCAGUGGUGAUGGGGCGCAGACCUCAGUAUGGCUACACCUCCAAGUACGUGACCAGCAUGAACCAAGACUUCAGAGACUACCUCCGCACAGACGUGCUCACUGUGGAGCUGCAUCAGGCCCUGGGCACCGACUGGAGGACACUGGGGGCCGGGCAGAUCCCACUGCAGCAGCUGCUGGAGCAGAACACAAAGGUCCAGGGGACGAUGGAGCUGGAGGGUUCUGAGUUUGGGUCUGUGGGAACUGUCACUUACUGGUUGAAGCUGUCAAGAGACUCCAGUGAUGUCAUCAGGUCUGCUCCAGACUCCAGUGAUGUCAUCAGGUCUGCUCCAGACUCCAGUGAUGUCAUCAGUUGUCGUCUGAGUCCAGAUCCACACGGUCUGAGUCCUGCACCAAAACCCAGACCAGAGUCUCAACCAAAGGACGGACCUGGGACCAAAAAAGUCACCUUUGUUAAUUCUGCUGCUGAAGAUGAACUGGCUGCAGGCAGCAGACUAACACCACCAUCACUUCCACCUCUGAAAAAGGUGGAGAAGGAAACAGUCUGGACUCCAGCUGCUGUAAAAACCGGAGAGAAAGACCAGGAUGAGGACAAGUCUAUCUUCUCGGUGGGUCAGCUGGUCCCUGGGUCCCAGUCGGACUCAGACGGUUCUGAGGAAGUCAGUGAAGAGGCUGCAGGUGAAUCGGCUCAGUCUGACAGUGAUGACAUCAUCGUUCACAGCCAGGCCACAGGGAGGAAGCCCUCAGAGCGGAUCAUGGUGGAGGUGGUUUCUCUCAGCUUGAGGCCAGAGUCCCGUGUGGCCCGUGACCCCAGUGUGGUACGUCUGUUUGUGGAGUACUCCUUCCUGGACCUGCCCACAGAAGAGACUCCCCUGUCUCUCCCCAAACCCACCCUGGGCAGGGGCAUCAACUUCAACUACAGCAAAGUUAUUCCUGUGGAUGCUGAGAACAACGCAGCCAGGAGACAGCUGCUGAAGACAGUCCUGCAGGGACAACGUCCUCACAUGGAAGAGAUCAGGUUCACCGUGGUGAGUGAGCCUCCAGAGGAAGAAGAACAGGACAGAGAGUGUGAGGAUGUGGGCGUGGCCUUCCUGAAGAUCCCAUCAAUCCUGGAGAGACAAGAGGAUCUGACCGACACCAGUCUGGACGUUGUGGACGUGUUGGACAGCAGUGAGGUGGUUGGGAGUCUGACGGUGUCUGUGGAAGGACUAGAGGCUCUGCAGGCCAUCAUGGAUGACCAGGACUUGACUACUUGACAACUUCCCUUCAGUUUUGUGUCCAGACUGGUCAGCUGUUCCAGGGUCUGACCCCCAGGAGAACAUGUGUCUGUGAAGAAGAAACAACACAAAAAUUGAGAGAGUUCCAGUAUCGAGUGGAUGACAGCCGAAAUUUCUAGCUUUCCAAA
Molecule: messenger RNA, 3365 nt
Organism: Cynoglossus semilaevis (tongue sole)
Lineage: Eukaryota; Metazoa; Chordata; Actinopteri; Pleuronectiformes; Cynoglossidae
Gene: rpgrip1l
Product: RPGRIP1 like
Exons: 22
Coding region: 181-3216 (1011 amino acids)
Biological process (GO): non-motile cilium assembly; retinal rod cell development
Cellular component (GO): photoreceptor connecting cilium
Source: RefSeq, a predicted model, not a curated record